AUGCUGGUGUUUCCUCCAGGAUCAGGAAACGGCAGGUGCCAUGGAAACAGAACUGGCUGUGUGAGUCAGGACAGUCGUCAAAGCACCAGGGCAGGCAUCUGCUAUAGCAUGUCCAGGUCGUAUCCUGGCAGCCAGCACGGAGGAGACCUGCCCCCAGACUCUCAGCUGUCUGUGUUCUACCUCUGCGGGGACUUCAAACGCUGCUUAUUAAAACUACCUGUCAUUGCCAGGAGACUGCUUUGGGUUUUUUCCAGUUUGUUUUGUUUUGUGUUUCUUUUUGAACAUGGUAGCGCUCGUACAUUGACAUUAAUGGUUCCUGCUGCCGCGAUAGGAGGCACUCUUCAGUACGGAUACAAUCUGGCCAUCAUGAACGCACCCACGACUUACAUUCAGAAUUUCAUAAACGAGACAUUUGUGGAUCGCUGGGGGCUGCAGCUGGAGGUGUAUGAGGUCACGCUCAUCUGGACCUUUAUCGUCUCGGUCUUCUCACUGGGCGGAUUCGCAGGGGCUCUUCUGGCGGGACCCAUGUCCAUCCGCUUCGGCAGGAAGAAGGCUUUACUGCUCAACAACAUUUUCCUGAUGUCAAGUGCCCUUUUAGCAGUGACGAGCCGAACGGCAAGGUCUUUUGAGAUGAUCAUUAUCUCACGUGCUUUGGUCGGAAUCAACGCUGGUAUCAGCAUGAAUGUACAGCCCAUGUAUUUUGGGGAGAGUGCCCCCAAACACCUGCGUGGGGCAGUGUCCUUGUCCUCCGCCGUCUUCACAGCGUUCGGUGUGGUGUUGGGACAAGUGGUGGGUCUAAGGGAGUUACUGGGGAGCGAGUCAUGCUGGGAGUACCUGCUGGCCAGUAAUGCUAUCCCAGGCUUCAUCCAACUGCUGACUCUGCCUUGGUUCCCAGAAAGCCCAAGAUAUCUCCUCAUCGACCGCGGAGACAAGGAAGCCUGCCUCAACGCACUGAGGCGUCUGCGGGGGUGCGACGUCCAGAAAGGAGAGCUGGACGAGAUCUUGCAGGAGCAAGCGGAGGCGAAAGGCGAGAGGGCCAAGAGACCCUGGGAGCUCUUCACCGACCGGAGCGUUCGCUGGCAGCUCAUCUCCGUCAUGGUUAUCAGCAGCGCCAUGCAACUGUGUGGGAACGACUCGAUAUAUUUCUAUGCAUCGUACGUGUUUAAAGAGGCUGGAAUUUCAGCCAAUGCAAUCCAGUAUGUGACUGUGGGAACAGGCACGUGUGAAUUCACUGCGUGUAUUCUUUGUAACCUGCUGAUUGAGCGUCGGGGCCGUAAGAUCCUGCUGAUGGGGGGGUACAUUCUCAUGGCUGGCUGGGCGGUCGUCUUCACUGUGGCCUUGUCUUUUGAGGAAAAAGUGUCAUGGAUGCCUUACCUCAGCAUGGCCUGCAUAUUCACCUACAUCCUCAGUUUUGGCAUGGGGCCAGCUGGAGUGACGGGUGUCCUGCCUACAGAGAUAUUUAAUCAGACAGCACGACCAGCAGCGUACAUGAUCGCUGGCUCCCUGAUGUGGCUCAAUCUUUUCAUCAUUGGAAUGGUUUUCCCUUUCCUAGUGAAUUCCCUAGGACAGUACUGCUUUGUGCCGUUCGGAGCUGUGUGUCUAUCCACCGCCAUCUUCAUUGGUUUGGUGCUACCAGAGACAAAAGGCAAAACUCUACCAGUCAUUUCAUCAGAGUUUCACAGGCUCAACUUCCGUGGCCAGGAGAAAGCCCCGCCCCAGGCCCAGCCAGCACAGUACCAACUGGGACACGUCAUCCAUUCCACUGCCCUGUAG
Chanos chanos (milkfish) is the source of this 1773-nucleotide messenger RNA. RefSeq names its product solute carrier family 2, facilitated glucose transporter member 11-like. Gene Ontology annotation, cellular component: plasma membrane. The transcript is spliced from 14 exons. The record is from RefSeq and is a predicted model, not a curated record. Gene Ontology annotation, biological process: dehydroascorbic acid transport. Gene Ontology annotation, molecular function: D-glucose transmembrane transporter activity. Lineage: Eukaryota; Metazoa; Chordata; Actinopteri; Gonorynchiformes; Chanidae. Bases 1 to 1773 code for a protein of 590 amino acids.